AUUUCACAGGGAAAUUAAUGGCUGAUGCCGUUGUCAGUGUUCUCCUGGAUAAUUUGCUGUCAAUACUCAUAACCGAAGGUCGUCAGCUACAUGAGUUUGAUGACCAAUUUGUGGAAACAGAGAAGGAGCUUCAGUACAUGCAGAGCUAUCUCAAGGUAGCUGAUCAGGUGAAGAGAAGAGAUAGGAAUGAGAUUCUCAAGACAGUAAUGAGCGAUUUAAGAGAGUUGGUAUACGACGCUGAAGAUGUAAUAGCAGAUUGUCAACUUCUAUUCCGGAAAAAACACGAAGGGUGUGCACCAAAUUUUACAAGUUAUUGCUUUCCUACUCAUUUGAAAUCCCGUCAUCUGUUGGGAAAGCGGCUGAGGAAUAUAAAUCAAGGGGUAAGGAAGGUGAAGGAGAAUAUGAAUACUUACUUGCAAACAGCUCCUCGCCAACCUGGCAAAGAUGAAGAUGGUGGGAAUAUGGGAAUGACCUACCCAAUCCUGAUGCAUGAAGCAGAAAUGGUGGGAUUAGAAGAUGACUCAACGAAGAUUAUAAAUUGGAUCUUAGAAGCGGAUGGACCCUCAAUGGUGAUUGGAAUAGCUGGAAUGGGGGGAAUCGGUAAAACCACACUCGCUCAAAAGAUAUGUCACAGUGAGAGUGUGAAAAACUCUUUUAAGCACUUGUUUUUUGUUACUGUUUCUCAGAGUUUCAAAUUGGAUGAAUUGCUGAAGAAAAUGCUGGGGAAACUAAAUGUAGAAGAAGGAUCUAUGAGGGGAAAGGAUGUCCGUGACCUGUUGGAAAGGCUUAAGGCUGAGUUAGAUGAUAAGUACUUGAUAGUUUUGGAUGAUGUUUGGGAAACAGAUAAAAGCGGAUGGUGGGAAAGCUUGGAGUCCGCUUUGCCCAAAGUGAGUGGUAGCUAUGUCAUUGUUACAACAAGGAAUGAGGAAGUUGCUAAAUCUAUGGGGACUACCAACCAUCGAAUACAUCAUCCGCAAAUUCUUUCGGGUGAAGAUAGUUGGUCCUUAUUCAGCAAAGUAGCUUUCUCAAGAAAUGGAGGUAAGUGCACAAAGCCAGACUUGGUGGAAGUUGGCAUGGAGAUUGUUGCCAAGUGCAAGGGGCUUCCUUUGGCAAUCAAGGUUGUGGGUGGAAUGAUGGCAAGGAAAGGUGAUUCCAUCCAUGAAUGGAGACGAAUAUCAGAGCACCUGAAGGAGGAGUUGAAAAUCAGUGGGAAAGAUGAGCCAGUCAUUUCAUGUCUAGAGUUAAGCUAUGAAGAGCUCCCAACACACUUAAAACCUUGCUUUUUGUGCUUUGCCAUGUUUCCUGAAGAUUUUGAAAUUGAUGUUGAGAACAUGGUUAACUGGUGGAUUGGUGAGGGUUUUGUUUGGGGAAGAAAUGGGAAAACGGCAUUUGAGAUAGGAGAAGAAUGUCUUUCAGAAUUAUUUAAUCGAUUUUUGAUACUUGGAGUGGGUAAAGAUGAUUUUGAGAGAAGCUAUGUUUGGUGCAAAAUGCAUGAUAUGGUUCGAGAUAUGGUAAUAAGAAUUGCAAGAGAAGAGAGCUUUUUUGUGAGGUUGGACGGUGGAGGUAGUCCCGCAUUCAUUGAGCAGUCUCGUCGUUUGGUAAUUGUGGGGAAUACAGCUGUAGAGAGCAUCAGAAACAGUCCCACCAAGCUGCGGACGUUGGUUGGGGUGGACAUUCAGAGCAUAGAGAUGAUUGCAAGUCUAAAAGCAAAACUAUGCGAAGUAAGGUGGUUGAGGGUGUUAUCUCUUUCACUGUCAUACUGGAAUCUCGAUCUAGCUGUGGUGUGCAGCGAUUGGUUGAGUGGGAUAGGGUCAUUACAUCACCUCGUUUAUCUUAACAUACAGAGGAGUUCUGCCUUAAUAUCACUGCCCGAUUCAAUCGGAAAUCUUCGCAAUCUUCGGAUUCUAAGGUUAUGGGACUGCCCCAAUUUGAAAAGGCUUCCUGUGUCAAUCACAACAUUAGAGAAGCUAACAGCUAUCCAAACUGACCAGUUAUUAGAAUGCAUGCCAGAAGGGCUUGGAAAGCUUUCAAAUCUCGAACGGUUAGGAUACUUUAGUCCUGUGAAUAAAAAUGGAUCCGGUAUUUCGGAGUUGAAGAGCUUGACAAAACUCAGAGAACUUUGGAUGGAGAUAAAGUCAGUGGAAGAAAUAGAAGAAGGGGAAUGGAAUGUGUUAUCAAUGCUCCAGCAUCUGCAAAUUCUAAGUUUAGAUUUUGGGGGAAUUUCUGUUGAAAGAGAUGGAGUUGUAAGGAAGAUUGAAGGUGAGCUUUCUCCUCCUCUUAAAUCCCUGAGAGAGUUGUAUCUUAGGAACUGGCCAGGAGAAAGGACACCUGCGUGGCUCAGUCCUACUUCCCUUCCCAAUCUUCAGUCUCUUUACAUUCAGGAGGGAGGGAUGAGGGAGAUGGUUCCCAGAUUUUGGGACAGCGAGAGUGGGGUAUGGAAAGUGGAGGUCUUGGUGCUACAUUUUUUGCACGAAUUGGAAGAGGAGUGGCAGAGGAUGCGAAGGGCAAUGCCGUCUUUAAGACUCCUCAACGUUUACGACUGUCCGAAGCUCAAGUCAUUCCCAUUCGAUGUUACAGAUCGUGUGAAUGAGAAGAAAUGGAGGAAAGAAGAAGAAGAUUCAGUUUCAGGUGCUGCCAAAGAGGAAGAAGAAGAGGAAAAAGAAGAAGGAACAUCACUAGGGGAGAUUACUGCCGCAUGACUCGAGGAAAGGCGAUUUCUAUCAUAUAGAGGCAACCCCAAAGUCCCGGCCCUUAUCACCCAAGUCUUGUCUUCCAACAGUCUUCAGUUCAUCAUGUGCUUUCUU
Magnolia sinica is the source of this 2804-nucleotide messenger RNA. Its product is annotated as disease resistance RPP13-like protein 4. The record is from RefSeq and is a predicted model, not a curated record. The transcript is spliced from 3 exons. Gene Ontology annotation, biological process: defense response to other organism. Lineage: Eukaryota; Viridiplantae; Streptophyta; Magnoliopsida; Magnoliales; Magnoliaceae. The coding region runs from base 18 to 2699 and encodes 893 amino acids. Gene Ontology annotation, molecular function: ADP binding; ATP hydrolysis activity.